CUCAGACUGUGUUAAUGCCGCCACCAGAAUUCCGGCAACCAUACCGGAUCUUUGUCCAUGUAACAAAACUCUGCUGACCAUGGAUCCAGAUGUCCGGCCAAAACAGAUGACCAAAUCACACAUCACCGCCACGCCGAUCAGCAUCUGCUGUGAACCCCAUCUGGCUGCCGAAGUCGUCGAUGUGUCGUCGCGCCGAUCCUCUUGCCAGAUCUUACUUCGCUUGCGCUAUAACAUAAACGGGCUGUACGUUGUGUACCAGAUUGCUGGCCUUCAUGCGUUGAUGGUGCUUGGCACAGUUUUCACACACAACCUGGUGUUGCUCCCACUGGUGUCUGAUAUUCCAAGCACCAAAACACUGAUGGCCCGGAUCGUUGCGUGCAAAGUGGCAAUACUGCUGGAGGCGCUUCUCCUUGUGUCCGCAUGAAACGAAGUGGAUUUCCUCGUAGUAACACAUAGUGGCUGACUGUCA
Messenger RNA from Boeremia exigua, 469 nucleotides. RefSeq lists its product as uncharacterized. The record is from RefSeq and is a predicted model, not a curated record. Lineage: Eukaryota; Fungi; Ascomycota; Dothideomycetes; Pleosporales; Didymellaceae. The transcript has a single exon. The coding region runs from base 80 to 424 and encodes 114 amino acids.